AUGCACACAUUUUCGGUUGCACCACGUCUUAGCAGUACAGGCGAGCUCCCCAGACGCGUUGGCAACCGACGUCACCUGGACGACUCGACGACUGCCUCACCCCUGACGUCUGUCCGACCACCGUGUCGUCCCUCCCAGUCGGCCCAAGGGCGCACACACACACACACACACACACACAUGGUUCGUCUGCCUGGUACCAAUCGCCAUCUCUCAGACUCCUCGUGCCAGCCGCCUGUGUGGGCGUCUGCCUCCUUCUGGCUGACGCCCUUUUUCAAGACGACAUACUUCCGUUCGCAUCGAACCAACUUCGUCAGAUCAUGA
Messenger RNA from Protopolystoma xenopodis, 321 nucleotides. The record is from the annotation of a GenBank genome assembly. Lineage: Eukaryota; Metazoa; Platyhelminthes; Monogenea; Polystomatidea; Polystomatidae.